AAAGGAGAAGAAAAAGGGUAAGCAUUUUUUAUUAUACUUUUUACACAAUCGCUGUCAGGUUAUAGACGUGCGAAUACUCUCAUGGGAUAGCAAAGACAAUUUGCUGCUGUAUCGAAAUUUGACGUUUGAUGGAUGGAACGAAAGAACGGAAUCUAUGGCGUGCCUUCACAUAGUUAUUGAUCGCAUGCCGAGAGGCUCGUUGUUUUCAAUUUGCAAUACACAUCGUUUUGUAAUUAAACAAAAUACUUUUAAAUCGAGUUUUUUUGUUCACUUCCUACAGCACUGUUAUCAUCUCUUCUACUUUUUUUUAUACUUUUUUUUUUAUCUGCAAUGUGUACCAUUUUCUAGCGUGAGAUGGAGCCCAUUUGCAAGAGACGUGUAUGUCAGAGGCAGCCAUCCACAGCAGCUCGACUAGCACUGGCCAAAGAAAGAGAAAGCUCAGUUGCAUGCCACU
Molecule: messenger RNA, 454 nt
Organism: Umbelopsis ramanniana AG
Lineage: Eukaryota; Fungi; Mucoromycota; Umbelopsidomycetes; Umbelopsidales; Umbelopsidaceae
Exons: 1
Coding region: 155-415 (86 amino acids)
Source: RefSeq, a predicted model, not a curated record